AUGCCUUAUGUCCUCCAAAGUCUACUUCUACUCCUCAGUCCGACCAUGUUGGCAGCUUCUAUCUAUAUGUCACUUGGAAGACUCAUCAAAUCCCUCGAGGCCGACUCUUACUCACUGGUCCUGAUUGAAUUUUUGACAAAGACCUUUGUUAUUGGUGAUGUUAUUUCCUUUCUGGCACAGUCUGCGGAUAAUAUGCUGGCCAAGGCCAAAUUCAAGGGUGACCAGAAGAUGGGACAGAACAUCAUCAUCGUUGGCCUUGCUGUCCAAAUCUACUUCUUCGCAUUCUUCAUCACCAUUCUUCAUAUCUUCCAUCGCCAAAUUACGGCCAAUCCGACCAGCAAAAGUCUUUCUUCAAUCUCCCCCUGGAAACAAUUUGUCCUCGUUCUCUACGUUGAUAGUGGUCUGAUCAUGAUCCGAUCUCUUUUCCGUUUGGUUGAGUACAUCACCGGAUCGAACGGCGCAUUGCAGUCAACUGAAACAUAUAUUUAUGUGUUUGACGCUUCGAUGAUCUUCGUCACCGUUGCUCUUUUCGAUCUUGUUCACCCGGGACGAGCGAUAAGAACUCCUAGAGAACCGAUACAGACGUUUCAUAUAUGCAAUGACUUAGCAAGCAUUCCUUUACAAAACAAGAGCCACUUGUCGCCUUCCAUUGUCCAGCAACCUUUCACCAUGUCCGACCGUCAUCACUAUCGCUAUCUACAAGAACAUCCAAUGGCUCAGCACCCCCCUCAAAAUCAUACAGACUCCCUUGACCAGUACAACUACCCCUCCUACUCAAUUUCACCUGGUCGAUUUCACGGUCAGGUUUGA
Fusarium fujikuroi IMI 58289 is the source of this 810-nucleotide messenger RNA. Its product is annotated as related to RTM1 protein. Lineage: Eukaryota; Fungi; Ascomycota; Sordariomycetes; Hypocreales; Nectriaceae. The record is from RefSeq and is a predicted model, not a curated record. The transcript is spliced from 2 exons. Bases 1 to 810 code for a protein of 269 amino acids. Gene Ontology annotation, cellular component: membrane.